This is a messenger RNA of Ceratina calcarata, 841 nucleotides long. RefSeq lists its product as uncharacterized. NCBI's taxonomy places the organism in Eukaryota, Metazoa, Arthropoda, Insecta, Hymenoptera, Apidae. The record is from RefSeq and is a predicted model, not a curated record. The transcript has 3 exons.
CGGACCUUUCUCCUCCUUGAUCACUGGUACCAUGUCGCCUAAAUUGUUCUACGUGUUUCUCUUGUUACUCGCGUUACAGACUAUCUGUAGUGGUUCAUUGGUACGUCGCAAAUGGAAUCCAACAGAUUUAACGCAGUACAAUUCGAUAUAUUACAAUCCACAAACCGGGGAGGGUUUGAAAGCGGAAUUGGAGGACCUCGGUAGAAAUCCCUUGACCUCCAAAAUCGCUUACCGAGGCUUGCCAUGUUCUUGCGAAGGUCUACAAUGUAACUGUUGCGCCGGUCUUAAUUUAACGGCUAUUAAAUUCACACGUAUGAUAUGCGCGAAAUUCGUUUACCUGUCCGAUGAACUCGGAGUUAAGUUGAUGGUAACUAUGAACAAUAGGGAGAUCUUCAGCAACAGUAUUUCCGCUAAAAAUCCGCCACCCUUAUGUCUCCCAUUCCCUUAUUUGCCCUUCAUAACUUUCUGCGUUCGAUUCUUCGACAUCCAUACCAUCGACAAGAAUUUACACGCGUGCAUCGACUUCGAAACGCAAAUCGUCAGCUCGCCAAUAUUAGUACUACAUUUUAACUGCGUGACAAUGGGUCUGGACGGGAUCUCUUGGUCGAAACCUGGCGAAGCUCUGCAACAAAUUGAGAGUGUCCCGCAGAAUUUAUCCGAAAACGUUGCGACUGAAGUGUACGACGAAGUGGAGUUCGAGCAGCAGGAUCUCGAGGUUUACGCGAAUUACACGUCUACGUUAUCCCCCGAGGAGGAGCUUCAAAUCGGACAAUUAAAACUAUGAUCGAUAAUUAUCAUUAUUUAUUUUAUAAAACAUCUCUGGAAACAAAAGAUUUGUUAA